UUACUUAACGCAACUUACGGGCCAACAACGGUGACUCUCGGACCGUGCGGCUCAGGCGGCUCAGGCUCAGGGCGCAGGCUACAAAGAAACCUGGUACCUGGUGGCGCUCGCAGUCUACUACCGUACGCUCAUCACGACGCACUUCAUUGCGGGCGUUCGCGUGCACACUCAAAAGAACUUCGCGUCUAAGUUCUCAAGAAUUGAAUCCUGCGGUCGUGGAUCACGUAUCCUGGGCAGCGUUUUGCGCAGUUGGCGCCUCGGUCAUCAAGCUCGUUCAACUUGAUCUACUUCGAUUUUGCACUAAAUAGUGGCAAGCGCCUGUGGGCGGAACCAGUAACUGGCAGCAGGUGUCGUUGUCCUUGGGCACUAGUAUCCUGGCGUGAGUUCGGAAGUGCCGCUGGAAUUUUGGUUGGAAUGCCAGCCAAGUGUGUUAAGUGAAAUGUUUUGUGAGAUGUCCCGGAGUGCUAUCUAGGAUACUUGUUUAGUGUUCUAAUCGGCCAAGAGUGUCACCACAUACCAAGCGAAGGUUCUGGCGUUCAAAACAAGUGCCACAAACUUAGAGUGAGCCAACAAAUUUGAGGAGUGCCGUUCAAAGCUAAACAACCAAACCGCACGCGGUGGCGUAAGGAUGCGCGACUUUACCAGCCUCUUCGGAAGCCAGUAUCACUCGAUAUUCGGUGGUCCGGUCGGUUCCAGUUGCGCCAACAGUGGUGGCGGAAAUGUGGAAUGCGGCGGUGGUGGUGGCAGCGGCAAUUCAGGCAGUACCAGUGGAUCCGGCACUCCGCAGCGACGCCGAUCCGAGAGCCUCGGUCCAUUCCGGCGGCGGUUGCGUUCCGAAUUUUCGCUUCUCGACUACUUCUUCCACCAACCGAAGCAUGGGCGGCAUACGCGUUACCCGAACCGAACGUUCAUGCUAAUGGCCGCCGGAUUCAUGCUGAUCAUCUGCGGCAGCGUCCUGCACCUACUGGACCCUUACAUGCUCGUCUUCAAGUGGAAACUGAAGUUUGAGGAAGGCUCAGAGAUAUUCAACCUCUGGAGGACUCCACCCGUGGAUCUGUACAUUAAGAUCUAUCUGUUUAACGUGACGAAUGCCGAGGACUUUAUGGCCGGCCGUGCAGAUAAGAUGCAAGUGGAGGAAGUGGGCCCGUAUGUCUAUAGGGAGCUAAUGUCACACGAUGAAAUAGUGUUCAACGAUAAUGGUACCGUUUCGACCAGACCACACCAUCCGUUGAUCUUCCAGAAGAGUCUGUCCGGUAAUCGGCGCGAAGAUGAUGUAUUUAUGAUGCCAAACAUUGCACUACUGAGUAUAGCUCAUGUGGCCUCGAAACAGGGCUACUUCAUCCGGUGGCCCAUCAACAUGCUGAUCCGGCAGACCAAGAUACAACCGCUGGAACGGCAGACGGCACGGGAGUUCAUGUACGGCUAUCCGACCACACUGACCACGCUCGGGUACACCUUCCUUCCGAACUGGAUCUCCUUCGACAAGGUGGGCCUGAUCGAUCGGAUGUACGACUUUGACGAUGACUUCGAGACGUUCUACACGGGCGAACCGUUGGCCAGUAUGUCGGGCCUGUACGAUACAUACUUGGGUUCGCCCGAUUUGGCUCAAUGGAAUGGGAAGCACUGCAGCAACAUCCGCAACGCAUCCGAUGGUACGAAGUUCAAGAGCUUCAUUCAACCCGACGAUCACCUGCUGUUCUUCCGGAAGAGCAUGUGCCGUGCGCAGCGAUUGAUCCAAAACGGAACGGACUACAGUGUGAAUGGCCUGAAGGCGACCAAAUUCGUGUUCGAGGACAAUGCGCUCGAUAAUGGUGAGAUCGAUCCGCGCAACAAGUGCUACUGUCGCGAUGGUCACUGUUUACCCCGAGGGUUGAUCGAUGUAACGAGCUGCUACUAUGGCUUCCCGAUUGCCCUCAGCUAUCCACACUUUCUCGAUGCCGAUCCGAAGGUGCUGGAGCACGUGAAUGGUUCUCGACCGGAUCCGGUCGCUCACCGGACACACUUCAUGAUCAAUCCCGUGUCUGGGCUACCGUUGGAGCUGUCGGUAAAGUUCCAGAUCAAUAUGGCACUUGGAGAUCUGAGUAGCAUGACCAACUGCGAAAAAUUCUCCAAUCUUGUCGUUCCUACGCUCUGGUUCGAAAUUAUGAUGCCGGGGCUCCCGAAAACGUUGCUGUCGCGGUUCAUCUUCUACCUCAAGAUUCUGCCCGUUGGUGAUCUCGUCGUGAAGCACAGCCUGCUGGCGUUCGGUGGCAUCCUGCUGCUAGUGGCCAUCACCAAGGUUUCGAUGACGCUAUCGUCCGCGUACUCGUCGGCCUAUCGCAUUUCGAACGAGCUGCGGGAAAGCUUAUGGUAGUCGUUGGGGUCAAUCCCCUGGGGGUGGCGAAGGUGGGAAGGGAGGUGAUCGACAACUUCGUUUUUCAUUAACAAACCACUGCACGAACCACCACACACACUUGGGCACAAUAAUCACCAGAGGAAGACAACCGUUGAUCGCACACCUUCGCACUCGGGCCCAUUAGCAAUCGAUCAGCUUUUCCGGAAUUUCCACACGGACGGAAGAGUCCUGUAAAUAGCGAGUUGUAGCGCUGCUGUUAGUGUUUAAGAUCAUUAAUGUCCUUGAUUCGUAUGUAAGGUUAUGCUUAUGAAUAAACAGAAGGGACGAAAGUUCUUAUAUAUUGAUAACAUAAUGUAGUUUCAGAGAGUGAGUAAAGCUCUUUGCAGGACAAAUAAUGGUAUGUCACGAAGAAGAAGAAAGAAAAAUAAAGUGAAAACAGCUGUUAACGUAACCUAUAACUAUCUAGUAGUUGUCAUUCAAAAGGAUAUUUAAACACGAAUGAAAGUACGAAAAAAUUAAUAUAUGAAGCGUAAAGGAAUAUUGUGAACAGAUAGCCGUCAUAGCAUCUAGGUUAAUAAGCAAAAUGAUGAAUAGUAAUUUUUGUAAAGUGAAAUUUGAUGAUAGAAAUCAAAGUAGGCAGUCGCAGACCACAAACUCGUGUGAAAUGAGUUUGUAAACAUUUUAGUAAAAAUCAGGAGUUUUCAAAGUCUUUUCAGCAGUUUUUAAACAAAUUCCCAUUCCCAGAAAGAAAGGAGAUUAUAGAAGGAUCAGCAAGGAAAGCUAAGAUUAAUAAGAUGCAUCCUUAAUGAGUACAAUCUUUAGACCACAUACCACAUGUGAGUGUAAAUGUACCUGAAAUUAGGAGAUGAUGUUAGAAAAUGGUUAGUAAACUAUUACGAAUAUCCGCUGCUAAAGCAGCUUAGGUCGUUUAUUGACGAAAAAAAUAAAAUCUUAUGGCGUCCAAAUUGAAUUCGUUCAAUAAAGUACAC
Molecule: messenger RNA, 3324 nt
Organism: Anopheles aquasalis
Lineage: Eukaryota; Metazoa; Arthropoda; Insecta; Diptera; Culicidae
Product: scavenger receptor class B member 1
Cellular component (GO): cytoplasm; membrane
Molecular function (GO): scavenger receptor activity
Source: RefSeq, a predicted model, not a curated record